Molecule: messenger RNA, 853 nt
Organism: Elaeis guineensis (African oil palm)
Lineage: Eukaryota; Viridiplantae; Streptophyta; Magnoliopsida; Arecales; Arecaceae
Product: probable NADH dehydrogenase [ubiquinone] 1 alpha subcomplex subunit 12
Biological process (GO): response to oxidative stress
Cellular component (GO): membrane; respiratory chain complex I
Source: RefSeq, a predicted model, not a curated record
AGGUAUCAAGACGAAUGGCUUAUCGCCAGGGAAGCCCAGCCGAGAGGGGGUGCGACCGGCGCGCGGUACCAGUGCGAGAAAAGGGGAUUUCCUCACGCCGUGAGGAGAGCGGAGGAGACGAAUGGCUUCGGUAGUCCGGGGCGUCUUCAAGGCGAUCAGAGAAAAAGGCAUUGGAAAUUUCGUGAAGGAGCUUCGAGAAGAGGGCUAUACGAAGUGCCUUCUGGAUGGGAAUCUAUUGCAAACAAAAAUUCACAACAUAGGUGCGACCCUUGUUGGAGUUGAUAAAUUUGGAAACAAGUAUUAUGAAAAAUUGCAGGACACUCAGUAUGGGCGGCACAGGUGGGUGGAAUAUGCUGAGAAGGGCCGUUAUAAUGCAUCCCAAGUGCCACCUGAGUGGCAUGGCUGGCUGCACCAUAUCACUGACCAUACGGGGGAUGAACUUUUGAUGCUGAAACCUAAAAGAUAUGGAGUAGAACACAAGGAGAACUUUUCAGGAGAGGGUGAUGAGUACAUCUACCACUCGAAGGGUCACGCUCUCAACCCUGGACAGAGGGACUGGACCCGAUACCAGCCAUGGCAACCCACCAAAAACUAAAUAAAGUCCUUUCCCUUAUUAGACUGAAGGCUUGGCAAGGAAAAUUCAGUGCGUUGCUUUUCUUGCCAUGUGAUCAUCCGUGAGCAAUGUCUACUAGAUAUUUUAACUGAAAUUUUAAUGCAGGCUGGAUGAACUUUGUGCAAAUAAAUGUAAUGAACUUGUUCCUUUCGAGAGAGCAACCUGUGAUUAUCGUAUUGAAACUUUGGAUUAUGAACUUUGGAUGAUGAUUUUCUGCAACCUUAAAGAAGCUUUUUGAAA